AGGAUACCUACCUUUUUCUUAUAUUAGUUCUUUCGCUGCGGUGUUCUUGGUGGACGGACAUGUUGUGUUUUUAAAACUGUGAUUUUUGUUGAAAUGUAGCCGAUUUUUGUGUUUAUACUUACGCUUUUUGGUCUUGGCUGGAGGGUAUUUUUUGUGAAAUUCUGAAUAUUAAAACAGACGGAAUAAAACAACAUAAAUAUGAGCGGGGAACAAGUUAAAAUGAAAAAACAGCUGGGACUGAUGGAAGGGGUAGCUAUAAUACUCGGGAUAAUAUUCGGCAGCGGUAUUUUUAUAUCGCCUAAGGAAGUGCUAGAGAAAACCGGAUCAGUGUGGGGUGCUUUGACAGUAUGGGUGGUUUGUGGUGUCAUAGCAACCCUGGGAGCCCUGUCCUAUGCGGAAUUGGGCACAACCCUGGUGCAAUGUGGAGGUGAUUACAACUACAUAAAUGAGGCGUACGGGCCACUACCUGCUUUCCUUUACCUGUGGGAUGCUAAUUUUGUCUUUGUGCCAAGUACCAAUGCAAUUAUGGCAGUAACUUUUGCAAGCAACGUUCUGCACCCAAUAUUUCCUUCCUGCCCGGUUGAUCCUUUAUGUCGGAAAUUAAUUGCAGCUGUGACUAUUUGUUUUCUGACGUACUUGAACGCAUACGACGUGCGUUUCACCACACGCAUCCAGAACGUGUUUAUGUUCACGAAAAUAUCUGCACUAGUCAUUAUCAUAAUUGGCGGCAUCGUGUGGAUGGCUGGAGGAGGCGUACAACAUUUCGAAAAUGGCUGGGAGGGCACGAAGACGUCCGUUAGCGACUGGUCUGUUGCAAUUUAUUCUGGAAUCUUUUCCUACUCGGGCUGGAGCUACCUGAACUUCAUGACAGAGGAACUGAGGAAUCCCUACGUGAACCUCCCGCGUUCGAUCUAUAUUUCGCUGCCACUGGUGACUGUUAUCUACUUCAUGACGAAUGUGGCGUACCUGGCAGUGUUGGGGCCCGCGGGCGUUAUGGCCUCUGAAGCUAUUGCUGUUGACUUCUCGGUGGCGGCGCUCGGCUGGAUGAGUUGGGGCAUGCCGACGCUGGUCACGGUGUCGGUGCUGGGUGGGCUGUCUGUGCACGUGAUGACGUCAUCGCGGAUGUGCUUUGCCGGCGCGCGCAACGGCCACAUGCCGGAACUACUGGCGCACAUCAACACCAAGUGCAUGUCGCCGAUGCCCUCGCUCGUGUUCCUGAUGGUGGUCUCCCUGAUAAUGCUGAUACCGAACAACUUGACGGCAGUGAUCACAUACUGCACGGUGGUGGAAUCCUUCUUCACCACGCUCAGUUGUAGCGCUGUGCUUUGGCUGCGAUACAAAAAGCCUGACCUUGUUCGUCCCAUACGGGUUUCGCUGUGGAUUCCCUCUGUCUUCGUGGCCGUUUGUUCCAUCCUGCUGGUGGUGCCGAUACUGAGCGAGCCGGUGGCAGUCGGAGCCGGGGCCCUGAUGACCCUGGCGGGGGUGCCCGUGUACUACCUGUUUGUCAAGUCGCAGCCAAAAUUCGUGAGGGAGUUGUCCAUUAAAUUCACGCAUCUAUGCCAGAAGCUGUUCAUGUCCGCCGUCGAAGAUCAAGAUGAAUAAGGCAGGCGAACCGCUUCACUUGGAAACCCACUGAAUUUGAAUAUUUUACGCAUUGUAUCUCUACUCAAGUUUAAGCAUAUAUACUCGUAGUUUCUAGUAAUUUACAACAUUUCAAAUCUUCUACGUGUAAUUUCUAUGUAACUAACAGCGUAACUAGGUUUAAGCUUAUACUCAUAUUGUCUAAGAAUUCGUGUACACGACUAAUGUUGUAGCAUCCAAAACCACUCCACUUUAGUAGUGUUUCUCGAACAGGCGGUUGGUCAUUCAUUUAGCAGUUGACAGUAAUGAUUUUACAUCUAAUGUUCUAAACAGCAAAAGUUUGUGAGCGAGCAUACAUUCCGCGGGUGUGAAAUGCGUACGCACGAACGUACACGGGACGUCUUCUACGUUCUCGGAUACACAUCACUGCAUGCAAUAAUGUGUCUGAAAUCAGAAAAAUAAUGAGCAGUAUGGCAAUUCAUAUGGCCCUCGAAGUCGCUGUUAAAUGAAACCGAAUGACUUGCCACAAGUUUUUUUUUUCUUCGCCUUCAAACGUACGUAGCUGUGACGUCAUCCAGUGGCUUGCACUUUCGGUCAGGGUAUGCAUAAAGCAGACGCAUGGCAUAAAAUGGAAAAAAUUCCUUCUAAUACGAGCUAUUUUGAGUAGGCAGUGCUUUUGAGCAUGUAUGAAGUGCACGCUACUGACGUCAUCAACGAUUCUCACUUAUUUCCGAAAGUUACGUACCGAAGAGGAAUAAAAAAGCUAUUUUCUGUAUCGAGACACCCGAACCUACAAGUGGUGGGUAUUAUUUUUUUUUUUAUAGGGGGGCUUUUCAUUUUUGAAAUGUUGUCAAUGAUUGCCAAUUCUGUUUCACAAAAAUCUUUAAAGUGCACUAAAUUGACGGAUCGGAAUACUUUUUCAUACGGUAAAUUGUAUUUUAUCCACGCUUCUGAUACGUACCGUGGAACGCCCUCCCGGCAACUGUGUUUCCUGCCACAUAUAACUUGAGAAC
Molecule: messenger RNA, 2594 nt
Organism: Pararge aegeria (speckled wood butterfly)
Lineage: Eukaryota; Metazoa; Arthropoda; Insecta; Lepidoptera; Nymphalidae
Gene: gb
Product: large neutral amino acids transporter small subunit 1
Exons: 11
Coding region: 199-1602 (467 amino acids)
Biological process (GO): amino acid transmembrane transport
Cellular component (GO): membrane
Molecular function (GO): L-amino acid transmembrane transporter activity
Source: RefSeq, a predicted model, not a curated record